This is a messenger RNA of Scomber japonicus (chub mackerel), 2147 nucleotides long. It is a transcript of the gene nup85, whose product is annotated as nucleoporin 85. The transcript is spliced from 19 exons. Gene Ontology annotation, biological process: protein import into nucleus; mRNA export from nucleus; positive regulation of DNA-templated transcription. The record is from RefSeq and is a predicted model, not a curated record. Gene Ontology annotation, molecular function: structural constituent of nuclear pore. NCBI's taxonomy places the organism in Eukaryota, Metazoa, Chordata, Actinopteri, Scombriformes, Scombridae. Gene Ontology annotation, cellular component: nuclear pore outer ring. The coding region runs from base 102 to 2057 and encodes 651 amino acids.
GAGGCGCGGAAGCAUCACGCCUGCAGCUCAUGGAGGACAGUGUUCAUAGCUGAAUAUUUGGUCUUUUUAUAUUUCACUGUGUUGGCUGAUAUUGUUUCCAGAUGGAGGAGGUAGACGUCGAGCCGGCAGUGACCAAUAUUCCUUCAGCCAGUGCUGUGAAGCAUUUAGGAUUUGCGUGGGGUCCAGGUGAUAUCCUUGUGUAUGAGACCCUUUACAAAAGAUCAGGUGCUUCACAACCAGGUUAUCCAUUCAUCCACGAGGUCAGAAAAGAUGAGGACAUAUAUUCCCCCAUUUUACGCAAACUCUUCAAUGAGUCACAUCACAUCUUUGUUGGCCUGCAGACAAUUAAAGAGGACCUCCCCAGCAAAAACAAGAAACCUCAAUUUGUCAGCAUCAGUAAAAACUACAGAUCUGUGAUUCGAGCCUGUAUGGAGGAGCUUCGGCAAGUUGCAGUUUCUUCAAAAGAUGCUGAGGAGGCCAUGCAGUCUGGAAAUCAGGUGUCCAUUCUGUUGGCCAUAGAACUGAUCUGGAAUCUGUGUGAAGUGCUGUUCAUCGAGGCUGCUCCUGCGGGUUCCCUGUUGCUCCACCUCCUGGAUUGGGUGAGGUUACAUAAGCCUGUGGACGAGAAGACCAGAGAGGUGCUGCAGAGUGAGAGCCCUGCUGAGCACCACGACUACUGGGAUGUGGUUCUGGGUUAUGUGCUGCAGGGCAGGUUGGAAGAAGCCAGACAGAUGCUGAUGAAGCAGGCCACCCUACAGCCUGCCGCCAGGAGCAUGUUCAAGCUGAUGGACACCCUGCUCAGCAAGAUGCCCUUCUACGACCCUAGUGGCACGCAGACGCUGACAGAGUUUGAUGUGAAGUGGAGACACUGGCAUGAGGAAGUGGACCGCUGUCUUCAGGACAACUCUUUCGCCAGCAACCAACACCUGGAGCUCAUCUGCAAGAUCCUAGUGGGUGAUGAAGACACUUUGCUGGAGCACAAAGAGCUGCUGAGCACCUGGUACCACUUCCUGGUCACUAGACUGCUCUUCUGCCACCCUACAGUCAAACCUGUAGAGCUACAUUACUACGCACAGUCAUGCAUGACCAUGUUUCUGGACCCGAGGAGCGUCCCAGAGCCCCUGGACAGCAUCUUAUUGGCUGCCUUUGAGUUUGACAUUCACCAGGUCAUCAAAGACUGCAGCAUCGCUCUCAACAACUGGUGGUUUGUGGCCCAUUUGACAGAUCUCUUGGAUCACUGUAAACUCCUCCAGUCCCACAAUCUACACUUUGGCUCCAACUUGAGAGAGUUUCUGCUGUUAGAAUAUGCUUCUGGUCUCUUCACUCAUCACAGUUUGUGGCAGUUGGCUGUUGACUACUUUGACCACUGCCCAGAGUUUGGCCGUGUCUACCUGGAGCUGCAGAUCGAACGGGUUCCUUUAGACACAGAGCGCAAAGCCCUCAAGGUGCUCAGGAUCUGUGAGCAAAGACAAAUGUCAGAGCAAGUGCGGAGUAUCUGUAAGAUCAUGGCUAUGCGGGCUCUGAGGAACAACAGACUCGGCUCUGCUCUCUCUUGGAGCAUCAGGGCCAAAGAUGCUGCCUUCGCCACCCUCAUUUCAGAGAAGUUCUUACAGGAUUACUGCAACAGAGGGACUUUCUCUGAUCUGGACCUGAUAGACAACUUGGGCCCAGCCAUGCUGCUCAGUGACAGGCUCACUUUCCUCGGGAAGUAUCGUGAGUUCCACAAGUUGUACGGAGAGAAGCAUUUCGGGGAGGCGGCUAAGCUGCUGCUCUCACUCAUGACGGCCAAGAUCGCCCCCCGAAGCUUCUGGAUGACCCUGCUGACCGACGCUCUGCCGCUGCUGGAGCAGAAAGAGGUGAUCUUUUCUGCAGAACAAACCCAUGAGCUAAUGUUUUGUUUAGAAGAGCUCACUUCCUCCCUAAACACCACCACUCCUGGCACAGACAGGCCCAUGCAGGAGGAAGACAUAGAGGUGACCAAAGUGGAGCUCCUGAGACUGGCUCUGGCCAGGAAUCUGGCUAUGGCUAUAGUCAAAGAAGGCACAGUGGAAGCAUGAAUGGUGAAAGCUGUUCGUAUGUGUUUUUGUACUGUAUAUAAAAUUCCAUUGAUCAAAAUGUACCCUUUGAUAAUAAAACACUUUUCGUGA